Molecule: messenger RNA, 1273 nt
Organism: Schistocerca gregaria
Lineage: Eukaryota; Metazoa; Arthropoda; Insecta; Orthoptera; Acrididae
Exons: 3
Coding region: 238-843 (201 amino acids)
Source: RefSeq, a predicted model, not a curated record
GGAUUGGUCCGCCAUCUACCGACGACGGGUGGAAGCGUGAAGCAGCGACUGAAAUAGGGACUUCCCUACCCGAUAUCCAGCUUAACAGUUCCGAAAUGUCAAUUUAUUUUAUAAUGAUAUAUAAUACAAAUAAAUUUGUUUCCACCCUUAAAAUCUGCAGAAAGCAACAAUUCUGUAUUGACAAACUGUAAAUGUAGCACUUAAAACACUAAGAGACGUUAUCGUGUUUCCCGCUGAAUGCGCAACAAAGACUUGCCGCAGAAGGUCUUCAGCGGUCAGUGCGUGAAGGGAGAGAAUACAAUGGCUACUGAGCUGAGAUUAUUAGACGACAUCUUACAAAAUUAUGCUCCAGAUUAUUGGACCUCCACAAGCCGUUGUGAGUUUCAGGGCAGGAGGUACAUAAGACGAACUGUUUCCCAAGGCGAAGCAUAUGAUAUGGCAGUCAGACAUUUUCGAAAUCAGUACAGUAUUCUUCAAGUGGACGUAAUUGAAAACCCAUACCAGUACGGGAGAUUCCUUAUACGUAAGGAACAUCUUAGGAAACAGGGAAGACCUGUGGUAGAGAGACAGAUGUACCACCCCGUGCUAGAAAAGGAUGUAGAUCAAGCAUUAGAAUACAAUUGUGACACAAGAUACUACAACGCAGACUCUAAUGACAUGCAAUGUAUCAACAAGAGAACAAGAUUUUAUGCAAUGCCACAGCAUUGUGAAUCAUUUUUUAAUAAUGGUUUCAGGAAAGUUUUUAUUGUAUUGUCUGUAUUAGCUGAGGAUGAAUACAGUGACGCAGUUGUAACAGAUUAUGACACUCAUUAUUAUCCCAUGUUUGUCGUAAUCACCACAUGAUUUGACAAGAACAUUGGUACAUUGUAUAUUCAGCUAUUAUAUCUACUUUUAUACAUUUGUCUAUAAUUACUAAAUUUGACCACUGCAUUAUUCAUUUGUACUAUAGUAUUCAAUAUGAAGACUGUGAAUUAUGUAGAAUAGGAUUAUGGAUACAGUAUUUUAUGUUUCUGAUGUCUCUCACCUAAGAAAAAAAGACAGGCUAGCAGAAAUUUGCAUAUUUGUUUUUGUCUCAUUUGUACUAUUAAGAUAAGGGAAAUAAGAAAACAAGGUCUGUGAUAAAUAUUCGUAACAUAUGUAAUAGGAGUAUCAAACUAGCCUACAUCUUCAUAAUAAUAAACUCUAUGAAAAAUGUUUGUAUUAAAUAUAAACAUUGUUAUGUUCAUGUACUCAUAAACAAUAAAUAUUUGUAUUUCUCUAUAAACAUGUUCCC